Messenger RNA from Thunnus maccoyii (southern bluefin tuna), 1110 nucleotides. It is a transcript of the gene bola3, whose product is annotated as bolA family member 3. The transcript has 4 exons. The coding region runs from base 114 to 461 and encodes 115 amino acids. NCBI's taxonomy places the organism in Eukaryota, Metazoa, Chordata, Actinopteri, Scombriformes, Scombridae. The record is from RefSeq and is a predicted model, not a curated record.
UGUGUGACGUCAUAUCACCGGGACGACGCCGUCUGAGGACAUGAGUCGCUGAACUUGAAUGUUGCAAACGUCCCAUAAUUAAAACCCGAUUAAACAGCAGCUGUAUUCUCACCAUGUUGGCCUGUAAACGGAACUUUACCGGCACUAUGAUCGCUGCUCUCCGGGUUCUUCGCAGUAAUCAAGUUGUUGUUUCUGGCCAGCUGCACAGAUGUUUGACCACACACACAGACGGAGAGGACCGCAUCGCAAAGAUAUUGCGGGAGAAGUUCCCGUUAGCCUCAUCGCUCAAAGUUGUGGAUAUAUCAGGUGGUUGUGGAGCCAUGUAUGAGAUCCAUAUAGAGUCCAGUGAGUUCAAAGGAAAAAGGACUGUUCAGCAACACCAGUUAGUCAAUCAGGCACUCAAGGAUGAGAUUCAAGGAAUGCAUGGACUGCGAAUAUUCACUGAUGUUCCAAAACAUUAGUACAAGUCCUUCUGCUUUUCAAUCUAUUAUGAAUGUACAGUUUUAAAGAGGAUACUAUGUAGCUAAUUAGUUUCAUAAUAAUUGUUAAUGUGCCAAUGGUAGACAUGCAGAGGGACAUUGUCUAUCACAGUUACACAUUGACAAUGUAAAAAUGUGAAAUAAAUGUAAGAUUACAAUAAAGUUAUCAUUGUUUUUACCAGUGAGGUAUCCUCUACUCUGAGAUUAUAUAUAAAACCGGUGAAUGCUACAAUACGCACAAAAUGACAUGGUUAAAUAUCAAGUCAUGUAGGGUUCUUAUCAGUUUGGGGUCUCUUCUCAGGGUUAAUGAUGAUGAUGAUGAUGAUGAUGAUGAUGAUGAUGAUGAUGAUGGUGUAAUGAUAAGCGCUCCUGCAAGUAAUAAAUAAUAAGCCAUCCUGAAUAUUAAAGAAAUGCUACAGACCUGCUUUAAACUGAGAAAAAACAAAUCAGUUUGUGUAGCUUUAUUUUGCUAAGUCACUGACACUGCAGGCACAGUUCAUGUGUUACUGUCUCUUGAAGGUCGAUUGAUUUCAAAUCAAUGUCUAAUCAUUAGAUUGUACUUGGACCUGUUGUAUUUAUGCUACCUUUGUAUUAGUAAUGCAAAUUGCAAUAAAAAGCAGUGGCUCCCCAA